Molecule: messenger RNA, 1036 nt
Organism: Orbicella faveolata
Lineage: Eukaryota; Metazoa; Cnidaria; Anthozoa; Scleractinia; Merulinidae
Source: RefSeq, a predicted model, not a curated record
CAUGGUGCAUUUAAAAAAACAUUAGAGGGGUAAGACAUAUGACCAAGAUGUGAAUAACGGUCAUAUUUGUGACAUAACAUUCCAUUCUAUUCUAAAACUCGCGUGUUGGUCACACGAUUUUCGUAUGUUUUUCAUACACGGUUUGAUUUAACAAAAAUCCAGUAGUUACCAAGUGUCUAGACAUUACCACUUUUCUUCCCAACGGAGGAGAAUUAAGCACGCAGCUUGCUAAGAAAAAGGAAGAAGCGCCCGCUUUGAUGGAUGAUGAGGGUCCAAAUGCAAAUCUCAACAAGGAAGAAAACAACGGAGCUACUGGUUUCACUCUUUUGGUCGUGCUAGGACUUUUCUUAGUCAUUCAGUUCAUGGUAUUCAUUCUGUUUGCAUGUAAAGGGUGGUCUGUCGUGUUUGGGUAUCGACCAGUAACGGAGGAACCUGAUUUGCCCUGGCGUUACCAAUUUCCAUUCUUGCCCUCUUAUGAUAUGGCGGUGAAUGAAAUGCAUGCAACUCCACAGAGCAUCGACGCCGUGCAAGACAAUCCACGAGAUGAUUUUAGAGAAGGAGUUGUCGGAGUGUGAACGCUCAACGACGAAGCAACGUAGUCUAUGAUGGAGUUUUACAACCAUCAGUUCUUGGGCAGUUUCCAGUGUGACUAUGUCCCUUAAAAAACGAACAUCAUAAAGUCAAGCGAACCAACAUUGUGGAGGAAAAACAUACCAUGUAAACAUACCAUUAAAGAACUCAUAUAAAGACAAUGAAGUCUAAUUAAAAUAGGUCUGACAAGCGUUCAUAUCAAGUAUAAGGAUUGUAAGAUGGUCAGAAAAUUCACAUUGGAGUAGGCAUAAGACUAAGAAAGUUCUUAUCUUAUCUUAUCUCAUCUGUCGUAGAGAACCACACGCUUUAGCUUCAACCGAAAGGUUACCUCCUUCUCGACAAAAUUGUCGUUUGGUUUUUCGCGCCAAAUUUGCACACUAUUUCAUCGAAAACUGUUUCUACACGAUCAGUCAUAGUUCCUUUAAGUUUGACAUGGACUUCAUCA